GGCGAGUUGUACGCUCAGCUUUUGAUUGCGAGCGCGUGGAUUUAGUGUAAGAAGCGUACAUAGGCUGUUGUGGUGUUUUGUAUAACUGUCAUGAUUGGAUUACAAUUCUAUAUAUAUUAUUGUCGCUACCUUCAGUCGAUGUCGGAACGCAGCUCGAAAAUGUUGAUUGCAAUUUUGCUGCUAGCCCUGGUCCUGCCUAGCAUACAGGACAAUGCAACGGUCUCUGAAGAAGUGCCCGCCAUUUACACGACCAAAGAUGGUUGCGAGUCCAUAUUGAAGGGAAACAACGAAUGCGAGUGCCAGGAUCAGCGCAUCAAGUGUGGAAUGGUUACCUUGAUCAGCUCCAAGCAGCUGUACAGUGUCAGUUGCAGUAUUUUUGAUGUGCGCGGCUUUGGCUACUUGCCACCGCUCAAAACCGGACGCAUUGGCCGACUAAGUAUCGACAAUUGUGCCAUACCGAAUCCCCAAACCAUUCGCAGCCUGAUUACGAAGCUGGGCAUAACCAACUACACCGAACUGGAGAUCUCCAACUAUUUUGAGGCUCGCGAUGAGCGGGACGAACUGCUCGAGCAGCACUUUACCAAUUAUCCAGGACUCAAGAAAAUCUCUUUGAUUGGCUUUAAGGCUGAGCUGCCAGCGAAUUUCUUUGAGAAUGUCACAGAUAUUACGGAGCUCACUCUGAAGGGCCGAAGUGAUUUGCCAGCCACCUUGCUGCAUCCCCUAACGCAGCUGAAAAGGCUAUCGAUUGUCGUCAGGAAUAUGGCCAGCGUGGGCACCGAGAUCUUUGCCAAGCAGACGCAGCUACUCCAACUCUCCUUGGACUGUUCGCUUAAGAACAGCAGCGUGGACAUGUCGUUGCUCAGCUCCAAGGAGCUGUGGCACAUGACAAAGCUGCGCGGCUUCGAGCUGCACAAUUGCGGCGAUAAUGUGCCGGCCGAACUGUUUUGGAAAUCGGAAAAUCUAUCCUACAUUGGCAUUCGCAGCAACAUCAGUUAUCUCGGCAGGGACUUUCUCAAGUCUCAGAAGCAACUGCUAAUGCUGCACCUGGAGCGCAACAACAUUGCCAGACUGCCCGAUGAGCUCUUCAGUCACUCGCCGAUGCUGCUGGAAAUUCACUUGGCCCAUAACAAUUUGGAUAGAAUACAAGGGGGUCUGUUCAACAAGCUUAAGAACUUGCUGGUAUUGAAUCUGGAGCACAAUCCAAUUACAACUGUCGCGUCCAAUGCAUUUUCUGCAGUCUCCACUGCUCGCAUUUAUAUCGGAGAUCUCUUCAAGCAGAUCAAUAAUGCAGAUUGGGCGCGCUCCACCAAUGCCACGCUCUGCGAGGAGGAAUUCAUAAAUGGCGUUUGUCUCUACUGCAAGCGCGAUGAGUAUUUGGAUCACUUUUCUGCCAAGGAAACGUGCAACAAGCCCAACGACCCGGGAAAACUGAUCGAGGUGCUCAAUCGAAAGAUAUUCGAGCAUCGCCUACAUCGCCUACAUAUGCCUUAAAAUAAUUUUUAUUCAAAAAAAAG
This is a messenger RNA of Drosophila navojoa, 1514 nucleotides long. RefSeq lists its product as uncharacterized. Lineage: Eukaryota; Metazoa; Arthropoda; Insecta; Diptera; Drosophilidae. Gene Ontology annotation, molecular function: protein binding. The record is from RefSeq and is a predicted model, not a curated record.